AUGGCAAGUGAGGAAGAGAGUUUUCUUGUGUUAGUACAUUGCUUUGGGAAAAUUCAAAGAAGCAAAAAAUACGGUGUGAAGUUCACUGACAGAGAACCAUUGAGUGUAUUUAUCAGUUCAUCAAGUACUUUGUCAGAUGUAAAGAACAUCAUCUUGCAGAAGUUUGGGGUAUUUGGGAGCAAUGUUAAGUAUGAUACAUUUGUGAUAGCGACCGAUGAAGAUAUUCGGGUUCUGUUUCAUUGUGUUAGGAGUUUUCCAGAGGUCAAAAUACACGAGCUGUAUGCGAAGUUGGAGGUUGGUGUCGAUAGUUCUGGGGCAUCAGCUCCGGUUGCAUCCCCUUCCUUUGCGGCUGAUUUAGAUUGUACAGAGGUAGUUGCUUUUGUACCGUUCGAGAAUCAUGGGGUCCGGCAGCAGACAUAUAAGGUGGAUACUGGUCCUGGCAUUAUUCAUGAUGUUCAAGGGUUCGGGGAACCUGAUCAAGUUGAGAAUGCAAUGCGGGACGAUGACUCAGACCAGGAGCCUGUUGAUAUAAUUGGGGACGACGAUGAUGACACAGGUGCCGAUCCACAUACACAGCAUGGCCCUUCAAGUUCUAGCACACAGCAGACGGAGGUGCUACUAUUGGGGGGUUCUUCUACAGAGUUUCAGAUUGGACAAUCAUUCCAGAAUAAAGAUGAAGCUGUUUUGAGUGUGAAGGACUAUAGCAUCCGUCGAGGUGUUGAGUACAGCGUCUUAGAGUCGAAUCAUCUGAAGUAUCAUGAGAAAUGCAAGGAGUUCGACAAGGGUUAUAGUUGGUUGAUUCACAUACCGCUUCGUACACGAAAGGGCACUUGGGAGGUUAGGAGGGCGGAUGCUGCAGUAACGAUAAAGGUCUUACAAGAAGCAACGGAAGCCGAUUAUGGAUUCAGGCCUAGUUACAGGAAGGUUUGGAUGGCAAAACAGAAGGCAAUAGCACAAAUAUACGGAGAUUGGGAAGAGUCGUAUGCCGAGUUGCUACAUUGGAUGCUAGGGGUCCAGUCCACCAUGGUCGGAAUAGUUACAGUGUUGAAGACUUCUCCUGUUAGACUUGGGGAUCAGGUCGAUGAGUUUACAAUGUACUUUCAUCGUCUUUUCUGGACAUUUCCACCCUGCAUUGAGGCCUUCCGACAUUGGAAGCCCCUCGUGAGCAUUGACGGUACCCACUUGUAUGGCAAGUAUGGAGGCCUUGUUCUGCCUAUCCCAGAAGGCCUCUGGCCGCCAUAUGCUUAUCCGACUGUCAUUCCCGAUCCUAACAUGAGGCGUUCAAGAGAUGGAUGUCCAAAGGCAACCAAAAUCCCCAUUAGCAUGGAUCAGACUGCUCAAAACCACCCGAAGCGCUCUGGACUCUACCGUCAGCCUAGUCAUAUGCAGAGGAAUUAUGACCAGCGACGACAUACUGCUACCGGGGAUGCUUAG
Molecule: messenger RNA, 1434 nt
Organism: Arachis ipaensis
Lineage: Eukaryota; Viridiplantae; Streptophyta; Magnoliopsida; Fabales; Fabaceae
Source: RefSeq, a predicted model, not a curated record